Cavenderia fasciculata is the source of this 1626-nucleotide messenger RNA. RefSeq lists its product as uncharacterized. Lineage: Eukaryota; Evosea; Eumycetozoa; Acytosteliales; Cavenderiaceae. The record is from RefSeq and is a predicted model, not a curated record. The transcript has a single exon. The coding region runs from base 1 to 1626 and encodes 541 amino acids.
AUGAAUAGAUCAACUUCUACAACAACACUUGCAUCAUCAAAUAUGAUCAAUUUACAACAUAGAAUCUUGGAGGAAACUUGGGGAGGAGGAAGUAGAUUCACUCUUUCAAAGUAUAGUUGUGGAAGAUGGAGGUUGGAUUUGGCAUUGGUGUGCAAGGAUUGGUUUGAAUACAUUAGAGACCAAUUUGUAAUUCAACAUGUAACAUUGAUUCAAUCAGAGCCAUCGGCAACAUCACAGCUACGUUUUCACAAGCAAUACAGUUUGUUGAAAGAACCAACCAUCUCAAAGAUAUCGAUACACACCUCUACACUAAUCAUUACACUCCAAUCACAAAACAAUAAAGUAAAGAAAUACUUUUACUAUAAUGGUGAUUAUUAUUCAGAUGAUGAAGACUCCAACAACAACAAUCUCAACUCUUCUACCAACGGUACAACAAAAAAUAAUAAUAAUAAUAAUAGUUUAACAAAGAGUAAUAAUAGUAUCAAUAAUAAUUCUACAAAUUAUAUUGUAUUUGAAUUAUUGAAAUUAUGGAAUCAUUUAAAGUUGAAAAAGAGAGAUAAUGACUUGCUUAUUCAGUACCCGUGUCGUGUGGAUGGUCCGUAUGUCAAUGACUUUCUCAAAAAGUAUCCUAGUCAACACAUCAAGUUUUCGUUUAUGGGCCAGCAACCUCUGUUCAAGUGUGACUGCCAUGCAAGUGAAUUCAAGAUUACUCAGCCACUCGACACGAUAGUCAAGCUGCGUGUGGUGCACACGUCUGACGGAUGCUUCAAGGAGAGUCAUGUCUAUGACCAGGAUGGAGUCAUUCAAGAGCUGACUAUUGACGACGAAUGUGAUCCAGUCAUUGUAUUGGAGCGAUUUGCUAAUUUGUAUACUUUGGAUUUGGUUCCUUUUGGAGACAGGUUCCCAGAGUAUUGGACACGAGACUUUUUGUCAACAUGUGUUGCACAACCAGGUAGAAUAUCAUUACACAAGGAUGCAAUAGCACUUGAAGAGUCGGCACUUGAAUCAAUGGACCUCCAACACUUAAUACUCCAACAACACUCUUCAAAUCGUGCAACGACUCUUGAAUUGGAGCCAAUCAUAUCGAUGGGUCUAGAAGAGAUUACUAUACGAUAUGACGGUGACCCGUUCUAUGACGAAGUUUUAUUUGAUACUAUCAAGCAGUCUCCCAGUAUCACUAGACUAUCAAUUAAAAUCAAUCAACCACUCCACUCUAAACAACAUUCAUCCUACAUCAAAUCGAUCUUUCAAAACAUUGGAUCAUCGUUGACACAUCUCUCACAUUUAGAGAUAUCGUUUAGUACAAAUUGUGAUCUCACUCUACUCGACCAAUUCAACCAUACCAUACAUUCCUCCAUCUCUGCUCACCCAUCAAUUGAAUCAUUUUUAAUUCAACAUUCUUUUAAACAUUAUGUUGGUGGCAGUCAACAAAAUAACCACCACGAUGAUCAUGAUGAUUAUUAUAAUCAUAUUAACAACAAACAAGUAGAACAACAACAACAAGAAUCUACUACAUCCCUUCUUUCAAACUAUCAUACUUGGAAUCAAUGGAGACAAAAGGUUGAUACCUACGGAUACAAAUAUCACAUCAAUAAUUUAUUUGGUAUUAAAAAAAUAUACAAUUAA